GGUCACACUGUGACUAUGGCGUCGUCCCACGCAGUGGUGGAAAGAAUGCCGCAGGCUGCCCCGGGGAUAAAGGACCGGCCUGCAACCUCAGGCUUCCAUUUCUCUCCAGGCAUCGAGAUGAAGUUUAAGAACAGGCUGUUUCCUCUGAUCGUGUGCCCAGCCUGGAUCCCCGAGCUGAACUCAGUGGAGCAUGGAGAGGAAGGUAUCUCCUUUGGAGCCUCCUGCCCCCUGAGCUGUGUGGAAAAGACCCUGCUGGAUGCAGUUGCCCAGCUUCCUACUUACAAAACAGAGGUGUUCAGAGGCGUCCUGGAGCAGCUGCGCUGGUUUGCUGGGAAGCAGGUCAAGUCUGUGGCCGUGAGUCUCUGUUCAGGGGCCCGUAAC
Messenger RNA from Equus quagga, 381 nucleotides. RefSeq names its product xanthine dehydrogenase/oxidase-like. Lineage: Eukaryota; Metazoa; Chordata; Mammalia; Perissodactyla; Equidae. The record is from RefSeq and is a predicted model, not a curated record. The annotation marks the transcript as partial. Gene Ontology annotation, molecular function: flavin adenine dinucleotide binding; oxidoreductase activity; iron ion binding. The transcript is spliced from 2 exons.